GGCUUGAUGAAGGAGCUUUUACAAUAUCAGCACCCUUUCAUGCAGUAAAACACAGAAGGAACUGCUCUCACCCAUAGCGCGCUGAGUGAUAAAUACAAAAGCUCCAUAGCUAUAGCGUUUCAUCUUGUCGUUAGAAGAUACAGGAAGAACUACCAGCACCAGUGCCGGUUCCUAGUCAGCUCCUGUUCGUGUAAUACGUAAUAGGUUGCCAGCAGUGAUUUGCAAAGCAAGAAAAGAACACAUCCGCGACAGAACAGGAGCUUCCUCCAUCUUCCCGACUGCUGAAAAAUGCCUUCGAUAUUGGGGGAGCCCGAACUGGGCGAGACUCCGGUCGUCAAUGCGAAAAAGAAGAAGAGUAAGAAGAAAGUCGAGCCUCCCAAGCCGCACAUUGUUGUAGAGUACAAGGGGGAGAUAAACGAGGAUAGAGUCGAGCGAGUAGCAAACACCAUGGAUCAGCUACUGGUGCAACAACUACUUCACUCAUUGUUCAUGACCCGCCCCUUACUCUGACUGGAGUACCAAGAGACAGUUUGUUUGUCAUUGUUCAUUUUAUUUUAUUCCAGUUCUUUGAUUCUGUGAUCAUUGUAGUUUGUUCGUGAUCUUUAGCUUCCUGUCUCUUUUUCUUCCUAUACUGCCUGUUGGCCUUGUUCAAUCAGUUGAUGACGUUAGUAUCAUGAACGAUUCCUAAUCAUUCCAGAAAACUUCAACUUGUAGGAACAAUUUUCAUCUUGGAGCACCCGGUUUAUGAAUCCGAGUAUGGGUAUGAUUCGAAAACGAAAGCUCGAAAGUGAUAUUCUCCAGUGUAUCGAACGAAUGCGGGACUUGAUGUGGGAAACCGUACGAGGCGAUAAACGCGAGUUAGACUGCGUAUUUGGAGGUGCCUGCGUUCGUAUCGGUAAGGUCUACUACCAGAUGGAUUUGAUGGAGAGGAGCGACGAAGGUGGAACACCCGCAAAGGAAGAAAGCCCACGGACAAGCGAUGCUGUGGAAUCGCCGUCAGGCAUUAUGAAUCUGAUGAAAAGAAUAUGGAAACAAACAAUAAGGAAGAACAAGGUACUUAGAUGAAGAUGCGCCGUAGUUCUAAUUCGCUUGGUCACGUCUCACGAUUUUUUUGGUCGACGACAUAAGAACAAGAAGAUCACAUGGAACGACUGCGACCUCUAAUGUUCAAAGCAGCAACGAGGAAAGCGGUGGCUCAUCUUCAUCUACGGUGUUCAGGGCUUCUUCUAGUUCUACCUCAACAGGAUCCCCCUCCUUAGGCCGCACAUCAUCGGUUCCGUCUUGUGCGACGUUACUCGUGGAGCCACGGUGGAAGGACCUGCGCCAAGCCGCAUCCUCAGUGAAAGCGGUUCUCGAGUCAAUGGGACACUUCAAGCAAUGGCGGCCAGGACAGGAAGAGGAGGAUGAGGAAUCAAGUACAGACGAGGAAGACAUGACCGAAGACGAAAAGCAUGACCGAUGGCUACGUAAACUACUCAAAAUCAAGAACGGACCAGACGACAAGAAGAGAACACUUGACGACUUCAAGAAGAUUGAUGAAAUCACCAAAAUUGAAGACUGCCUUAAUCUCAAGGUAGCAGUACCACCACUAGUGCUCAUGAUAAAUGUUGCAAUUAUACUAUACACUCUCGUCCAAGUCCAUCUUGUUCAUCCUUGUAGCAGUAGCAUACAGGCUCUCUUCCAAUUCCAUAUUCAUCUUACAAGUAUAAUAGUAAGUGAUGUAUAUAUAUAUAAGACUAACUAACACUAGACUUAAAAGAUUUCUGAAAUUCCUUGGCGACGAGAUGUCCAUCACUACAGGUUGACACGAAGUAUCAAACGCGCGAUUGGAUGAUGUGGAUGGUGCAUCGUGUGCAUCUGAACGAUCCGACGUUGCAGGAGUUAUCCUUUGCUGGACAAAAAAUGCCACCGCCCGACAAAGAGUAUCGUGUCGCGCCGAAACUCGCCAAGGCUGUCGGCGGCAACUCGUAUCUCCAGAGACUCUACCUCCAAAACAGCACCCUGCAAAGCGGAGAAGCCGAUACACUGGCAGGGAGUUUGAGGGUAGUGUUGUAGCUUGACUGUAGUGAGAUGGUAAUUACUGUACUACAUGAAUUCGAUGAAAGCUAUAGGUAUAGCCAAGAAGUGAAGUGAAAAUUCCUCACGUCAGUACGAGAACGGCAUUCAUCCCAGACUUCUCUUUGAUUGCAUUGCGUGUUUCCCUCGUCCUCACAGAGCAAUUCUUCGCUGAAAGAGCUAAAUUUGGAGGGAAACUUCGUCGAUGUGAGCGCUUUAUCCGCACUCGCGGAUGCGCUGUUGGUCAAUGAUGGUCUUGAGGAGAUCCGAAUGAGCGGUCAGCGGAAUGAAUGCAUGUCGAAUCGCGGCAUGGGCCAGAAAUUCGAGGAAAUUCUAGGGCAAGCAAUGAUGAAAAACCAAAGUCUCAUCACUCUCGGAGUCGCGCUAUACAAUCCCACAUGGCGAGACGUGGUUGACCGCGCAUUGACGCGAAAUAACGACAGGAAAAAGCGAAUGGAGCGACGGAAGAAUGGAGUAUAGCUCACCUUCUUUUUCUUCAACAGCAUGAGUAUGAUUAACCGAAUUCAAUUCGCAAAUAGUUCUAACGUGUGAGUAAUAUGACUACUUGAAGAUGAAGAUUAUUUCUAUUUGCCUUUACCAUUACCCUCGGUGUCGGUAUGAAGAUUGUUGAAGCAGGUCUCCUGUGUAACAACAAGUUCUGCGAGCGUCAUGCUUAGCGGCGGCGCAGGUGUACCGCGCGAGACGACCUUAGAUGCCAUUGGCGAGUCCCCUUCCACGAAGGCAGAGGCCGCUGUAACGGUUAGCGGCGCACCAGUAGAGGAGGACGGGAAGUAUCGUGGUCCCUCAGUGAUGGCUUUUCGAGAAAGAAUCGAAGCCACUAAACGAGCAACGACGUUAGCUGGAGGCCCUGGAGCUGCUGGACGGAUGACGUCUGUGCCUACAUCAUCAUCUCCCGAAAGGGAGGUUUCUCGAGAUGCCCCUGCUCAAGUAGAUGAAUCGGAUAAGCAGCCGGUUUUGGAGGAAGAGGAGCAAGAAAUUGAGAUCAUCGAUCAAGGAAAUGACGAAAUCGGUGCUACAACAUCUGGAUCAGACUUUGUCAAAAAUCGUGAUUCCACAGCGUCCGAAGAGGCUUCAACAACAAUCGCAUCAGACGUUGCUGCCUCAAGCGGCUCUCCGAGUAACGACGAGGAAGGUGCAGAAAGCAAGCUUACAUCAACAUCUUCAGCUUCACCCAGAGGAGCAGAAACGACUAAAAAUGAGGACGAAACAUCUUCUUCACCAACACAGGAAGCCUCAGCAUCGAUUGUCCAGCCGCCACCACAGCAAAAGAUUAGCUGGCUAGUCACGACAGAAACGGGCGAAGGGCACAUCGCUUCCGCAACGCUCCCUAUUGCAGCCGAAGAAGGCGACGAGGAAGACCCGUCGGACAUUGGAGAUGACGCGGAGACACCGUCAGCGGCGGCGACAGAUCCAGUGAUACUGCCAGCUCCCGUUGAUGUUGAAUGAAGAAGAUAUGAGUGCUUCUCAACACUAACAAAUCGCUCAUCAUGGAUAUAGUGGGCGAUGAAGUACACUCUAUGCACAAGAACUUGUUGUGGUUGGUGCGGUACGCAUGGGCAUAAAGAUAAACAAGGAGAUCAAGAUUUUUUAUAUGUAACAGACCACUACCUUUACUAAAAGCUUGCUCGGAUAAAGGUUGAGUUAAUCUACGAAAAUUCUUAAGAAUACAAAAGAGCAACAUAUGGAUUAGACUACAACAACUAGUUGCUGGACAAUUAUUGAUCUAAAAAGUUUUGUUGCGCGGGCUCGCGCCGGAUUUUCCUUCCUGGUUGUCCUCAAAUAGUAUUAAGAUUCCAUUUCCAUUACAAUUGCGGUCCUAACAAAAUAAGUAGAAUUUUUAGUACUCGAGAAGCGCAAGACGUAGUGAAGGAGCUACUUCUAGCUACAAACAAGAUUCUAACGGAUGUAGUAAGUGUACAUGUAGUCUAUCCUCGCUAAACGCUAUGUCGCUUUCCCCAUCGACGGUAUGGGUCGACUCUCUGUUUUUGGAUUUAUUGGUUCCGUACCAUUAUACAUAUAUAAGGUUUUUGUCAGGUCAUCGUCAUGUGUUUCGACCGACUGUUUUCGUGUCAUAGUUUUGGCUGCGCUUAGAUUGUUUAGUCUGUUGAUAUUGACAGGUUUGCGUUUCAAUAUUAUUUAUCAUUUCUAGUCGCUUGUGUACGAAGUAGAGUUCGAUCGAUUCGUUCUUGGUGUUUUGGCAUGUUUAUAUAACCAUGAUCACUACGACUACUAGUUGGCUCCACCUUCACACAUUCAUAGCAAGAACAUGAGCUCGAUGUGGCUUUUCACUUCCUCAAUUUGAUUUCAUCAAGCUUCCUGGAUCGACCAGAGAUAAGAUUGUUUUUUUUUGUGUCAAUUUAUGUUUUUUAUUUGCAAUGUAGACGCACGAAGUUAUAGGGCUCGAUGGACGGAUUAUAGUGGACGCACCAUGGAAAAGACAUCACUCGAGAAACGCAUAGUAUCGAUAUUUCUACAAGCGCAUAUACGACGAAAUAUACUGAAAGCUACCACGUCGACGCAUCGGUUUAAAGAGCAAUCCUCGUAGAUGACAAAUUGAGUAAACCUUUUGAUUUGGAAAAGUUUUCACGACACCGAACCACUAGGAUAUUGGAGGAGCUGGGUGACGAUCUUUGUUCGUCAGCUGUGGCGUGC
Molecule: messenger RNA, 4728 nt
Organism: Amoebophrya sp. A25
Lineage: Eukaryota; Dinophyceae; Syndiniales; Amoebophryaceae
Source: the annotation of a GenBank genome assembly